AUGCGAUCAUUACCGACUCUGCUCUGUCUUUUUCUUCUCCUCGCAUUCACCUCACACCCCAUCUCUACCGCUAUUGUGAUGGGUUGUAGGGUCGCGCCAAAGCUAAAGACGGACCUCUCCAACAUGCCCAACCCUCUGGAGGAUGAAGUAGUGGCGGAGGAUGUGGAAGAGACUGAGGCGUUGGAUGGACCCGAUGGAGGUGAUGGGAGAGAGGAUGGCCUCAUGCCAGCUGGGUUGUAUAUUCCUAGGAGGAAGUGGUGUGAAUUUCAUCGUAGGUCUGGAAAGUUUCAAUGCUACUCGCGUCCAGCCAUCAUUCCUCUUCCUCGUAGACCACUUAUUCGUGCUUAA
This is a messenger RNA of Echinococcus granulosus, 348 nucleotides long. RefSeq lists its product as hypothetical. Lineage: Eukaryota; Metazoa; Platyhelminthes; Cestoda; Cyclophyllidea; Taeniidae. The record is from RefSeq and is a predicted model, not a curated record. Bases 1 to 348 code for a protein of 115 amino acids. The transcript has a single exon.